UGUUGUCUGGUCCACAAAUAGUUAAUUGUAACGAGAUGGUGAUACCACAGAAUAUUAUAGAAGGAGAAAAAGAGGCAAACGAGCAUGUGGUAUUCGCUUUCUUGAAAGAUGCAAGAGACACGGAAUGUAACAAGCUUACUGACACAAUGAAUCUGUGUGAAGGUAAAAAUGAAACAACAAACGCAGAGUUAAAUCUAGCAAAAAUAAAAGCUGCUGAGGCUGAGGUACUAUCGCUGGUUAAUUCUGCCAAUAAUGAUGAGUGUAACAUGCUGCGUACCAUUGGAAGCAGAAAUACAUAUAAAGAGUCCUUAGAAGCACCGGAAUUCGUAUCAUCCAAGGAAAUGACAGACGAUGAGGAAUAUGCUGCUUUUUACAAAUCCAUCAGAGAUGCUGAAUACAAUAAAUUUGUUGAAGCAUACUACAGAGAAAAAAUAAUCAAAGAAGAAAAGGAGAGACGUAGGAUAACAAGAGAACAAGAAAAGAUAAAGAAACAAUUUGAAGAAAUCUGGAAACCAGCCACUGAACUUGAUGCUCUGCGGCAUGCUUUUCAUGAGAAGCCAAGUGCCAGUAACGAGAAGACUUGCACUUCACAAGAACUGCAUCUUAAAGAAGUACGAGAAGAGAAAGAACUGCCAGGACCCUUCCUUUCACCGGUGAAAGAAGAAAGAAUAAAAUCAUUUGUGAGAGACCAGCAUUACAAUUAUCAAAGCUUCCAAAGCACAGACAUUAAGAAUUCAGAGACCGACAGAGAACUGGACAGAGCUGUAAUUAGUGAAACUGUAACCAGUAAGAGGGGAUCUCUUCAACAGAUAGUCAAAAAAGUAUUUAAGAGAAGCAAGUCUCCAACAAAAGAUAUCAAUGAUAAACAGCUUGCGUUAAAGGAAGAACUAAAGUUAGAUUUGUCUACAUUAGAUGACAAAAUAGAGGAUCAAGAUAUACCAGACACAACAAGGACAUCAGACAGUGAAUGGUUCAGUAUAAGUUUAAGUGACACAGAAGAAUCUCCAAGACCACACUUACGGCCAUUCUUUUCACCAGUAGUGGAAGAAAUACGUAGUUCACCGAUUACUAGUAAAACAAAAGAAUCUGCAAUAGAUAUAGAAGUUGACUUUCAAUCCAAACCUAACAGUGGAUUCAUGGGCUUUCGACAGUGGUUCUGUCAACUAUUUUGUUGUCAUAGCAAACCCAAUGAAGAUGUUGACAAUUGA
Messenger RNA from Mytilus californianus (California mussel), 1208 nucleotides. RefSeq lists its product as uncharacterized. The transcript is spliced from 5 exons. The record is from RefSeq and is a predicted model, not a curated record. Lineage: Eukaryota; Metazoa; Mollusca; Bivalvia; Mytilida; Mytilidae. Bases 36 to 1208 code for a protein of 390 amino acids.